This is a messenger RNA of Psammomys obesus (fat sand rat), 1173 nucleotides long. Its product is annotated as speckle-type POZ protein-like. Gene Ontology annotation, cellular component: cytoplasm; nucleus. The record is from RefSeq and is a predicted model, not a curated record. Gene Ontology annotation, biological process: proteasome-mediated ubiquitin-dependent protein catabolic process; regulation of proteolysis. NCBI's taxonomy places the organism in Eukaryota, Metazoa, Chordata, Mammalia, Rodentia, Muridae. The transcript has a single exon. Gene Ontology annotation, molecular function: ubiquitin protein ligase binding.
GCAGAAAUGUCAGACAACCUGGCUGCUGAGAAUUGUUGCUCCACCCAGAUCACCGUCCAGACAUUUUCCUAUAGGUGGAUCAUCAGCAACUUCUCCUUUUUGCUGGAGAGCAUGAGGGAAGCCAUUGAAAGUGUGACUUUCUCAUCAGGAGCCAAUAACAAACUCCAAUGGUGUUUGAGAGUACACCCCAGUGGGAGCGAUGAAGAUAGCAAAGAUUACCUGUCAGUUCAUCUAGCGUUGCUCCACUGUCCAAAAAGCCCCAUUUGGAUGAAGUUCCACUUUUGGAGCAUAAAUGCUAAAGGAGAGACAUGCCAAGGACUGUGGAGCCAAAUUGUCCUUAGGUUUCUGCCAGGUAGCAACUGGAGAUUCAAAAAGUUUAUCCUGAGAGAUUUCCUGUUGUCCCAGGCAGAACUCCUUCUCCCUGAGGAGCACCUGAAUCUCCUGUGCAAUGUGUACAUGGUUCAAGGCUCUUGCAGCAUUCCAGGAGAGAACAUGACAUCGGCAAUCAUGGUUCCAACCUGCACUCUGAUGGAUGAGCUAGGAGAGCUGUGGAAGAAUUCCCUCUUCACAGACUGCUGUCUCUUGGUAUCUGGUCAGGAAUUCUGGGCUCACAAGGCCAUCUUAGCAGUUCACUCUCCAGUUUUCAGAGCCAUGUUUCAACAUGACAUGGAAAACAGGGGAUAGAACCAAGUUGAGCUCAAGGACCUGGAGCCUCAAGUCUUCAAGGAGAUGAUGGGCUUCAUUUACAAGGGGAAGGUACCAAACCUCCACAACAUGGCCACUGGUGUGCUGGCAGCUGCUGACAGGUAUGGCCUGAAGCUCUUGAAGGUCAUAUGUGAGGAUGCCCUCUGAAGGGACCUCUCAGUGAAGAAUGCUGCUCUCACUCUCAUCCUGGCUGACCUCCACAGUGCAGAGCAGCUGAAAAUGCAGGCACUGGAUUUCAUUACAAUUCAUGCAUCUGAGGUCUCUGAAACAUCGGGGUGGAAGACUAUGGUGGAUUUCCAUCCCCACUUGCUGGCUGAAGCAUUCCAUGCCCUGUGUUCUGCACAGAGGCCUUUCCUGGAAUCCCCUCUCAAAUGCCUGAAGAGAGAGAUCCUAGCACCUGCUUCCUUGUCACCUACACCUGUGUUCCUGGAGCAGCAGCCACUGUUGUUACCAGCAACUCCCAGGUAG